Messenger RNA from Iphiclides podalirius (scarce swallowtail), 279 nucleotides. Lineage: Eukaryota; Metazoa; Arthropoda; Insecta; Lepidoptera; Papilionidae. The record is from the annotation of a GenBank genome assembly.
AUGGCCAGAAAGCACCUGCUGGGCGUGCUAAUCCUGGGAGGAACACAAGCGCACUCGACUCGCGCGAUUCGUAUUUCGCGCGGGAAACCCGGCCCGAGUGAUGUGCAGUCGGCGAUCGGCAAUCGAUUGCGGCGGAUCGAUAUCGAUGUCUUGCAUAAAGCGCGCGGAGAGGCGGCGUCGUCGCACGUGACUGGUGCCCGUGUGACGGACGUAGCGAGCGCGGCAAGCGUCGACCUCCCCCCCUCCCGACACCCCCACCCCCCCCCCCCACGCCCCCGC